Molecule: messenger RNA, 747 nt
Organism: Prunus armeniaca (apricot)
Lineage: Eukaryota; Viridiplantae; Streptophyta; Magnoliopsida; Rosales; Rosaceae
Source: the annotation of a GenBank genome assembly
AUGCCCUGGAAGCAGAGACUUGAAAUUUGCAUUGGUGCAGCAAGGGGUCUGGAUUACCUCCACACAGUUGCAGCUGGGGGCAUCAUCCACCGUGAUGUUAAGUCCAACAACAUAUUGCUUGAUGAAAACAAUGUUGCUAAAGUUGCUGACUUUGGCCUUUCAAAACAUGGUUCUGUUGAUGAAACUCAUGUUGUCACCAAAGUGAAAGGCACCCUUGGUUACCUUGAUCCGGACUAUGUGAUGUCCGAACAGUUGUCUGAAAAAUCUGAUGUGUACUCGUUCGGGGUAGUUCUUCUUGAGGUGUUAUGUGGAAGACCUCCUAUUGAUAGAGAUCUCCCAAGAGAUGAAAUAAAUUUAGCUGAGUGGGUGCUACAUUGCAAGACGAAAGGGUUGCUUGAACAGGUUGUAGACUCUUCACUUGAGGGUCAGAUUGAUGCUAACUCGCUGCGAGUAUUUAGUGACACGGCUGAGAAAUGUCUGCAAAAAGACGCUAAUGAUCGGCCUACAAUGGUUAAUGUGCUGUCUGACUUGGAGUAUGCAUUAAAGCUCCAUGUAGCACUAAAUCUUAGAGAACUUAGUUCUGAGGACAGCACAGCCAAUGCUUCAUCAGCAUUCAUAUAUGUUGAGCGUCUUCCUUCACUUAGUUCCACAGUUAACGCAGACGAUACAGCUGUCUCCGCUGACGGAUCGGUGGACACAACACCAAGCCAAGUUUUCUCCCAGUUGAAGUUUGGCGAUGCCAGAUAA